Molecule: messenger RNA, 480 nt
Organism: Phialemonium atrogriseum
Lineage: Eukaryota; Fungi; Ascomycota; Sordariomycetes; Cephalothecales; Cephalothecaceae
Exons: 2
Coding region: 1-480 (159 amino acids)
Biological process (GO): nuclear-transcribed mRNA poly(A) tail shortening
Cellular component (GO): P-body
Molecular function (GO): mRNA binding; protein binding
Source: RefSeq, a predicted model, not a curated record
AUGUCCUCACACAGGGACCGCUUCUCAACCGCGGCUCCGACCCCAAGCAACUCCAGGGCCAACUCCCCCGCCCGCAGUCCCGCCUUCGCAGACGAGCUGGACGCAGUGCUGACCUGGUUCUCGGCGCUGAGCGGCCCCGAGCGCGCCGCGGCGCUCGCCUCCAUAGCUCGGCUACCGUCGUCGUCGUCGUCGUCCCACCCGGUGCAUGGGGUUGUUGUAGUAGCACCACCGCCGCUGCGCAGCCGUGAUCGGGCAAGCAUCGCGGCUCGGGCGCUGCCGCUGCCGGUGUUCCCGCGCGACGCCGGGGACCCGCGGUGGCUGUCCCGGUGGCUGAGGUCGCUCCGGCUGCACAAGUACGAGAGGUGCCUCGGCGGGAUGCGGCCGGCGGAGCUGUUGGAGUUGGCUGAUGAGGACUUGAGGAGGCUUGGGGUGGAUACGGUGGGCGCGAGGAAUAAGCUGCUUCGGUGUUGCAAGAGCUGA